AUGGUCAUGAACAUUACUACACUUCCAGAAACCAGUCGUCCACAGUUUGAAAUCAUCUUUAAUUCUUCAACAUCAGGAAAAAUCGAAAUGAAAAACUGGAGAACCUACGAACCUAGUCCACCCUUUGUAAAAACAUCUGUACUUCUACAGGCUCCAGACGAUCACAUUGUUGUAGUUCAUUUCAUCCUUCAUCGCUAUAUUUGCUGGGGCUACGAUAAAACCCGUGAUCACGUGACCUUCCGUACAGAGAACAACACCGUAACAAACGAGUUAUGCCAAUCACCAACUAAUGUGUGCAGCGCCCUAGUUUUUCAUUCCGGAUGGGUACUUAUAGAAUUUUUCAGUUAUGAAAUGUUUUCAGCUGAAGUCCUUACAAUAACAUUUGAGUUUCAUCACAUCUCACAACCACCCGCUGCGCUGUCAGGAGACAGGUGGAACUGCUCGGUUAGCGACUGGCCGGAAAUGUGGCAAGGUGUUCCCUGUAUCUUCGUCUUUGACUGUUACGACAGGGAAGCAGAAGUUGGAUGUUGGCAAGGCGAUGGCACAUUCAGGCAAGGGAUAGUUCAGGUUGACGGUAGAUGCAUUGGUAUUUCGCAAGCAGAUGUGACACAAUCGUCUUGGUACCAUGAGAGCCAAUGGUGUCAACAACGAGGAGGACAACUGGUCAGUCUGAGUACAACAAAGAUGAAAGACCGUCUGCCGGCAUUGUUGCGAAGGUUUAACUUAAGGACCAUCAGCGCAAUUGGUCUGAUGACAAUGUCUCAUGUAACAUUACCAAUGUAUAAACACAACUUACAGUGGCUUGAUGAGACUAUCGCACAUACCCGCAAUACACAUUUUAGCACGGGUAGACAAUAUUGUGUUUUUUUCGUAGCGAUUUCCUUCGGAUAUGGACACUUUUCGUUUUUCCUUUUGAAGAACGAUUGUGAUAUGAUUUACUCCAUUACCUAUCGACUAUGCCAGCUUUCGGACGCUACUAGACAACAUCAUCACAUCCAGUUGCCAGUGAUUUCCACACAUCAAUCUGCGUACAAACUCUCCAAUGCUGCGUACAUACGGUGUCCGGCCAAUCACUUCACUCACGUCUUCCUGGCUUGUGAUGACGUCUCUUCCUGUUGGUCCAAUAAGUCUGGCGCCACGCCUUCCUGUUCCGCUCAACUGACGCCACUUCCGCCGUCUUUUAAGUGUGGCGGUAGUCCAGUAAAAUCUGUGACAGGACAAGGAUUCCCUAAAAUGAUGAACUUGCACGUGCUGGAUCUGCGUCAAUGCCCUCUCACCAAUUUUCCAAAAGCAAUAUUUCAGGCUCUAGACCGACUGCAGAGUGUGUUUGCUGACAACUACAAGCUCUCCAUGUCUGUGUCCAACACAUCCAAAGCUGUUAACGACAUCACCAUAGCCCGCCGUCUAGUCACCGUAGUGAUGUCGGACUUUCUUUGCUGGUUUCCUGUGGGUUUGACGGGAAUUCUGGCGUCGUACGAUGUUGCCGUGGCAGGAGAGGUCAACGUGGCGAUGGCUAUUUUUAUUUUACCCGUCAACUCUGCUCUCAACCCUUUUCUUUACACACUUAACAUUUAUUUGGAGCGUCGUCGCCGUGCACGAGAAGAAGAAAGACAAAAACGCCUUUUGUACCUAAUUAAUGUAUCAAGAAUCGUACAAAAGGUGGAGAUGUAA
Pomacea canaliculata is the source of this 1671-nucleotide messenger RNA. RefSeq lists its product as uncharacterized. Lineage: Eukaryota; Metazoa; Mollusca; Gastropoda; Architaenioglossa; Ampullariidae. The transcript has 6 exons. The record is from RefSeq and is a predicted model, not a curated record. Gene Ontology annotation, cellular component: membrane. The coding region runs from base 1 to 1671 and encodes 556 amino acids.